Molecule: messenger RNA, 1944 nt
Organism: Daldinia vernicosa
Lineage: Eukaryota; Fungi; Ascomycota; Sordariomycetes; Xylariales; Hypoxylaceae
Exons: 4
Coding region: 95-1819 (574 amino acids)
Biological process (GO): regulation of DNA-templated transcription
Molecular function (GO): zinc ion binding; DNA-binding transcription factor activity, RNA polymerase II-specific
Source: RefSeq, a predicted model, not a curated record
CGUAAUCUAAGGCGAUAGUUUACCAUUCAAAGCCUCUCGUGUCGCAUCAUAAAAUAUAGGAGAUAGGUAGGUAGGUACCUUUCAUGCCAGCAGCAUGCUUACUUGUGGAGCUGAUCCAUCUCUACCCUCUGUCCCCCGUUCUAAGGGUUGUCUUACUUGCGUAUCUCGCAAGACGCGUUGCGAUGGAAGACGUCCAACUUGCAGAAAUUGCGAGGAGAGAAAACAGGUUUGUCGGGGAUAUCGGAGACGGGAUAUCGUGUUUCUAAGUGAUGGAUGGCGAGCUCCAGGGGUCGCGGCCUCGGAACGAAAAAAGAAACUGCCAGCCAGGACAGAGGAAUAUGAACCCCUAGAGUCAGGGACCUAUUCUCCUGGGGUUCUCAUACCGCAUUCAGAUUUUUGUCCCCAAAAAGGUCCUAACGUAGACCGACGGCAAUUAUAUAUUGCCUUUUUCCUCUCCGAGUUUGGACCGGCUGUCCUGAGUGGCCCUCAUCUAAUAUUCGAUCUGUUUUACUAUUAUGCUUCAAUUCCUAUUACUCAGACUUAUACAGAUACGAUACACUACUUGUCACCAAGCUGGCCCGUAGUGCUUGCCGUCCACGCACUUGCUGAAGCUCGAUUCGGAAGAGCCAACGCCGAUCUAAUAUCGACACAGCAAAGCGUCAAAAUAUAUGGCAUGGCUUUGAGGUCUAUGUCAGCCAAGCUCACAGAGUUACAUGAUGCAGAUUCGGGCUUUCGAAACCUCUCAGAGGGCGAUUGGCAGCAUCUAGUCUUCUUCUGUAUUGUGAUGGCAUGUUGGGAACUAGAAAUGUUUCCAACUUCGAAGAUGUGGCAAAAUCAUAUCCGCGGACUGGCCGCCGCUAUUAUGUCUAGAGGUACUGAGCACGCCUACUCGGAUAAUAACCUGAGGCUGUUGGCGGCUUCACGCUUGUUCAUAAUUUUGCAAACACUUUCAUGGAGACGGCCAACCUUUCUUUCUGACUCUUCACGACACGGCCAGGCCCCUAUCCACUCUGAAUUUACGUUAGAAAUAAGAGCAGCGCAGCACGAACUCAAGUAUCCGAUCGCGACCUUGGAAAAUAACCUCCAAUCACUGGAUCACCUAAUAAUGGACGUCUCUUCGACAGCUGCCGUUGCCUCCAAAUAUGACCAAUUACUUGCGAAUAUGUCCGGGGUGGCUUUUUACAGCGACAGCGACAGCGGAAAGACUCUAAUUAAUCUGUAUAACGAAGCCGAAACAUUAUUAUUCCGAAUUGAGAUGCAGCUUGCGUGUUGGGACACGGCCAUCUGCGAAACCCCACUGGCAGUCUGGCUUUCGAACCACCAAAACGCGAGUGCUGGGUUUUGGUCUACAGUGGGGUUGGAUCUCCGAUACGUCGUCGACACCGUUCUUUCGUUUCGUUCGAUGAGGGAAUACCAGAUCUUUACCCUCCAAUGUACGGCCGCUAUGUUUCUUCGGCUUCUUAUCAGCGACAUGCUGGCCCUGACGCUCACUACGGGGCUACAUGCAACAUUUGUUAAUCCAUACGGUAAUAUUGAACGACAUCGAGUCAAGCUUAUGGGCUAUGCGCAGAGGAUACUUCGAACUAUCGGCUAUGGCGUGCUCAAAGAGAGCAGAUUGGCAGCUCCCUUCUUCCUGGCAACUGCUUUCCAAAUGGCGACUGUAAUUACGGAAAGGGAAUGCGAGAUCCUUAAAGCGCAAAACGGUGAUAGAGGUCUGAUAAAGAGGUGCGAAGAUAUGAGAUGUCUGGCUAUAUAUUAUAUGAACUGGGCUACGCGGGAUAAAAUCUCAAUUAAGAUGGACGUGAGCCCUCCUUAUUAACAGAUACAUGAGUUCACGGCUUAUGGAGAAAGGCCUCCUUAAACUGGGCUGAGUACGUCGUCUGGCUUAUUGGAAGUUUGGGUGCUCACUCUACGAGAAUAAAUACUCGCUAAAUAGAUGGCUAG